GCGGGUGUAAAACACACACUUAUAGGCCUACGCAUAUCCAAACCCGUCUCUAGACUUCAUUGUUUUUCUUGCUGGGUAAGAAACUCUACUAGCUUGAAGUGUCGUUCUUCCCGUGUUCGCAUUCUUCCGGCUUUGGAGAUCCGCUUGACCUAACCAAAAAUGUUUCUCACCAGAACGGAGUACGAUCGAGGUGUAAACACCUUUUCUCCUGAAGGUCGUCUGUUCCAAGUUGAGUAUGCUAUUGAAGCUAUUAAGCUCGGUUCGACUGCUAUUGGGAUAAAGACUAAAGAGGGAGUCGUUAUUGCUGUUGAGAAGCGCAUCACUUCUCCACUCCUGGAGCCAAGCAGUGUGGAGAAAAUUAUGGAAAUCGAUUCCCACAUUGGGUGUGCAAUGAGUGGGUUAAUUGCUGAUGCACGGACCCUCAUAGAACAUGCUCGUGUUGAGACUCAGAAUCAUAGAUUCUCAUACGGUGAACCUAUGACUGUUGAGUCAACUACACAAGCUCUCUGUGAUUUGGCCCUGCGGUUUGGUGAGGGUGAUGAAGAAUCAAUGUCUAGGCCUUUUGGGGUGUCUCUUCUCAUUGCUGGUCAUGAUGAGAAUGGUCCAAGCUUGUAUUAUACAGACCCAUCGGGAACGUUUUGGCAAUGCAAUGCAAAAGCUAUAGGUUCGGGUUCUGAAGGCGCUGACAGCUCUUUGCAGGAGCAGUAUACCAAGGAACUCACUCUGAAAGAAGCUGAAACAAUAGCUCUAUCCAUCCUCAAGCAGGUUAUGGAGGAAAAGGUGACUCCCAAUAAUGUGGAUAUUGCAAGGGUAGCUCCAACUUAUCAUUUGUACCCCCCUUCUGAGGUUGAGGAUGUCAUUAGUCGGUUGCAAUGAGAGAACUACAUAUAUCUUAAAGCUUUUCCAUUGCUCACUUGGGUUGCUUCCUAGAUUUGCAAACUUUUCAAACUGUACUAGCAAAAAUUGGUAAUUAAUUUUUCAAGCAGUUCCUUAAGAUUUAUUUCACUUGCAAAGCCUUUCUCUUUAAUGUUUGGAUUGAUCAUUUGAUUUAUAAACACAUUUCACUUCUACAUUGAGGUUCCACAAUAUAUGAAUUUGGCAGAGACAAUGGAAUCUGUUGUUUUACAACUCCAGUGACGAUGUUUGACUGAACAUAAAGCUAAUCGAUCCAUAUCUAUAAUAAAUUUAUUUUUAGUAAA
Messenger RNA from Cuscuta europaea, 1199 nucleotides. The record is from the annotation of a GenBank genome assembly. Lineage: Eukaryota; Viridiplantae; Streptophyta; Magnoliopsida; Solanales; Convolvulaceae.